This is a messenger RNA of Scomber scombrus (Atlantic mackerel), 2017 nucleotides long. RefSeq names its product lysosomal thioesterase PPT2-like. Gene Ontology annotation, molecular function: thiolester hydrolase activity. The transcript has 9 exons. The record is from RefSeq and is a predicted model, not a curated record. The coding region runs from base 157 to 1056 and encodes 299 amino acids. Lineage: Eukaryota; Metazoa; Chordata; Actinopteri; Scombriformes; Scombridae. Gene Ontology annotation, cellular component: lysosome.
UCCAAGUCUACAAACAAAAAAGUUGAAAGAGACUGAUAAUCACUCAUCACCACUGUUAAAGACCUGCACCCCAGGGCAAAGUCUCACUCUGUCAGUGGUCUCCUCUCCCGAUCCUCCAUCUGCUCGGCCAGAGGUCUCACCUGUGACCGGCUGAAGAUGAAGACUCCGCAGGUCAUCGGAGAUACACCAACACCGCUGCUGCUGCUGCUGCUGCUGCUCCUGCUGCGACUGACAGGGCUUUGCAUUGACGCGUACAAGCCUGUCGUCAUCGUGCAUGGUAUUUUUGAUGGACCAAAGCAGUUCAUAAAGCUGUCUACUUACAUAACCAAGGAGCAUCCAGGCACUGAGGUGAAAGUGAUUGACAUGUAUGACAACAUGGCCAGUCUGAAGCCAUUGUGGAAGCAGGUCCGAGACUUCAGGAAAGCCAUCAACCCCAUCAUGCAAAAGGCUCCUGGUGGCAUUCAUCUUCUGUGCUUUUCACAAGGUGGUCUAAUUUGUCGAGCACUUCUCUCUACGGCUCCAAACCACAACGUCCACUCCUUCAUCUCACUGUCAUCACCACAGGCUGGGCAGUAUGGAGACACAGACUACCUGAAGUGGGUAUUUCCUGACUGUGUCAAGAAAACUGUCUUUCGUAUUUGCUACAACAGACUGGGACAGAAAGUGUCUAUCUGCGACUACUGGAACGACCCUCACCACAGGUCCCGCUACUUGCAGAGCAACACCUUUCUGCCGCUGCUCAAUGGUGACAAACCUCACAAUGAGAUGAAAUCAUGGAGAGAAAACUUCCUGCGCAUCAAGAAGCUUGUGCUGAUUGGAGGACCAGAUGAUGGCGUCAUCACACCGUGGGAGUCCAGCCACUUUGGAUUCUAUGAUAGCAAGGAAACUGUUGUGCAAAUGAGGAACCAGGAGUUUUACAAGAACGACACGUUUGGACUGAAGAUGCUGAGCGCUCGUGGAGACGUGUCGGUGUGUGUUCACUCUGGUGUGAAGCACGUUCAGUGGCACUCCAACUUCACGGUGUUCAGGAGCUGCAUAGAGAAGUGGCUUACAUGAAAACAACACACCGACAGAGGGGUCAAGCGGGGGCUGGAGCCUUUCAAAGCUCAGGUCCAGUCUGUCACAGAGCAGACAGGCUAACACAUACAAAGAGAAAACCAUUCAUACUCAGAUUUACACAUACACAGUACAGGCAGUUUCACAUAGAUCAGAUUCCACACAGAAAGGUCCCACCUGACACCUUCUACCACCGCCGUGCCACCCCUAAUUCCCUCUUUUCAAUAUAUUUUAUUCAUACAGACAGUAACCACAUGCAAUACUCAUCUACACACAAACACAGAUCUGUAGUUUCCUCUUCUUUAAGACAUCCCCCAUGAAAAAACUCAUCAUAUUAUUGUGUUGUAUAAUUCUGCCAUACCCAUUAUCUUGUAUUAUUAUAUUCCAUAUUUUGUCAUAUAAAAAGGAUCUUAAUAGAUUGAUAAUGUAUAGUUUACUUGCUACACAAUAUUUUGUUAUUUUCUUAUGAAGCACACCAGUGGUGAGUGAAUUCAACUAGUGUUUAAUUAAUAAGAGUGCAUAUGUGUUUUAUGCCUUCAAAAUAUGACUUUUUACAACAAUCAUGUCAAAUUGUAGCUGUAAAUUUAUAAAUUUUAAGUGAAAAUCAAAACAUUUCCCAUUAGCAUGAAUAUAUUUUUAUAUAUGUUCAAAUAUCAUGUUUUAAGCUGUUUUUGUAUUUUGAAUUUUUGUGAAAAUCUGCCUGUUUUUGCUACACUUGCAACUAAAGCCUUCAAUACACACAUAACAAAUUAUCAAUGUUCUUUGUUAUUGCCAUAAAGGCCACUUUAUAAUAAUAUAUAAAUAAUCUCAGUGAGAAUAUUCUCAAAUUGUUCUUAAUACUACAGGUAAUAGUGACCUGAAGUGUCUAAUAAAAGGCAUUUAUUCUACUAAAUCCCAUUGGCCUGCAUCAUAGUAUGAGCAAUGACCAAUUAAACACUGCCCUCUGGUGGAUGUUUAAAGU